This is a messenger RNA of Mustela lutreola (European mink), 5868 nucleotides long. RefSeq names its product ATP binding cassette subfamily C member 5 (gene ABCC5). The record is from RefSeq and is a predicted model, not a curated record. Gene Ontology annotation, cellular component: membrane. Lineage: Eukaryota; Metazoa; Chordata; Mammalia; Carnivora; Mustelidae. Gene Ontology annotation, biological process: transmembrane transport. Gene Ontology annotation, molecular function: ATP binding; ATP hydrolysis activity; ABC-type transporter activity. The transcript has 30 exons. Bases 205 to 4515 code for a protein of 1436 amino acids.
ACAAUUCCCUUCAGGCUCGGGGAGCCUUUGUGCAGCACGCAUGCGCAGUCCAGCGGCCAAUGCCGCUAUAAAGGCUUGUUUUGCUCCGGGGCUGAUGCUCGGGAGCGUGGUCGAGUGGCCGGUACGGCCGCCCUGGAGCCGGGGUACAGAAAUUCUCAAGUGAAACCAAAAGUCUGUGAGCCCUGGCAUCUCCAUUCAGAGAAGAUGAAGGAUAUCGACAUAGGAAAAGAGUAUAUCAUCCCCAGUCCUGGUUAUAGAAGUGUGAGGGAGAGAACCAGCACUUCUGGGCAGCACAGAGAGCGCGAGGACUCCAAAUACAAGAGAACUCGGCCGUUGGAAUGCCAAGAUGCCUUGGAAACAGCAGCCCGAGCUGAGGGCCUUUCCCUGGAUGCCUCCAUGCAUUCUCAGCUCAGAAUCCUGGAUGAGGAACAUCCCAAGGGAAAGUACCAUCAUAGCUUAAGUGCUCUGAAGCCCAUCCGGACCACUUCCAAACACCAGCACCCAGUGGACAAUGCUGGGCUCUUCUCCUGCAUGACUUUUUCUUGGCUUUCUCCUCUGGCCCGCAUGGCCCACAGGAAAGGGGAGCUCUCAAUGGAAGACGUGUGGUCUUUGUCCAAGCACGAGUCUUCUGAUGUGAACUGCAGAAGACUAGAGAGACUGUGGCAAGAAGAGCUGAAUGAAGUUGGGCCAGACGCUGCUUCCCUCCGAAGGGUUGUGUGGAUCUUCUGCCGCACCAGGCUCAUCCUCUCCAUCGUGUGCCUGAUGAUCACGCAGCUGGCUGGCUUCAGUGGACCAGCCUUCAUGGUGAAACACCUCUUGGAAUACAGCCAGGUCACAGAUUCUAACCUCAAGUACAGCUUGCUGUUAGUCCUGGGCCUCCUCCUGACGGAAGUCGUGCGCUCGUGGUCUCUCGCGCUGACUUGGGCGUUGAAUUACCGAACUGGUGUCCGCUUGCGGGGGGCCAUCCUAACCAUGGCAUUUAAGAAGAUCCUUAAGCUAAAGAACAUUAAAGAGAAGUCUGUGGGUGAGCUCAUCAACCUGUGCUCCAACGACGGGCAGAGGAUGUUCGAAGCAGCUGCCGUUGGCAGCUUGUUGGCGGGAGGACCCAUUAUUGCCAUUUUAGGCAUGAUUUAUAACGUAAUUAUUCUAGGACCAACAGGCUUCCUAGGAUCAGCUGUUUUUAUCCUCUUUUAUCCAGCAAUGAUGUUUGUAUCACGGAUCACUGCAUAUUUCAGGAGAAAAUGUGUGACCACCACAGAUGAACGUGUCCAGAAGAUGAAUGAAGUCCUCACGUACAUUAAAUUUAUUAAAAUGUAUGCCUGGGUCAAAGCAUUUUCUCAGAGUGUUCAAAAAAUCCGAGAGGAGGAGCGUCGGAUCUUGGAAAAAGCUGGAUACUUUCAGAGCAUCACCGUUGGUGUGGCUCCCAUUGUGAUGGUGAUUGCCAGUGUGGUGACCUUCUCUGUUCACAUGACCCUUGGCUUUGAUCUCACAGCAGCACAGGCUUUCACAGUAGUGACUGUGUUCAAUUCCAUGACUUUUGCUUUGAAAGUAACACCAUUCUCUGUAAAAUCCCUCUCGGAAGCAUCAGUUGCUGUUGACAGAUUUAAGAGUUUGUUUCUGAUGGAAGAGGUUCACAUGGUAGAGAAAAAGCCAGCCAGCCCUCACAUCAAGAUAGAGGUGAAAAAUGCCACCUUGGCAUGGGACUCCUCCCACUCCAGUAUCCAGAACUCACCCAAGCUGACCCCCAAAACGAAAAAAGACAAGAGGGCUGCCAGGGGCAAGAAAGAGAAGGGGAGACAGCUGCAGCGUGCCGAGCAGCAGGCCGUGCUGGCAGAGCAGAAAGGCCACCUCCUCCUGGACAGUGAGCAGCCCAGCCCUGAGGAAGACGAGGGCAAGCACAUCCACCUGGGAAGCCUCCGCCUGCAGAGGACACUAUACAGCAUCGACUUGGAAAUUGAGGAGGGUAAACUGGUUGGAAUCUGCGGCAGUGUGGGAAGUGGAAAAACCUCUCUGAUUUCAGCCAUUUUAGGCCAGAUGACACUUCUAGAGGGCAGCAUUGCAGUCAGUGGAACCUUCGCUUAUGUGGCCCAGCAGGCCUGGAUCCUCAAUGCCACUCUGAGAGACAACAUCCUCUUUGGGAAGGAAUUUGAUGAAGAAAGAUACAACUCUGUGCUGAACAGCUGCUGCCUGAGGCCCGACCUGGCCAUUCUUCCCAACAGUGACCUGACUGAGAUUGGCGAGCGAGGAGCGAACCUGAGUGGUGGGCAGCGUCAAAGGAUCAGCCUGGCCCGGGCCUUGUACAGUGACCGGGACAUCUACAUCCUGGAUGAUCCCCUCAGUGCCUUAGAUGCCCACGUGGGCAACCACAUCUUCAACAGUGCUAUCCAGAAACACCUCAAGUCCAAGACGGUUCUGUUUGUCACCCACCAGUUACAGUACCUGGCGGAUUGUGAUGAAGUGAUCUUCAUGAAGGAGGGCUGCAUUACAGAAAGAGGCACCCACGAGGAACUGAUGAACUUGAAUGGUGAUUAUGCCACCAUCUUUAACAACCUGUUGCUGGGAGAGACACCCCCGGUUGAGAUUAAUUCGAAAAAAGAAACCAGUGGUUCACAGAAGAAAUCACAAGACAAAGGUCCUAAAACAGGAUCAGUAAAGAAGGAGAAAGCAGUGAAGCCAGAGGAAGGGCAGCUGGUGCAACUGGAAGAGAAGGGGCAGGGUUCAGUGCCCUGGUCAGUGUAUGGUGUCUAUAUCCAGGCCGCGGGGGGCCCCUUGGCUUUCCUGGUCAUCAUAUCCCUUUUCAUGCUGAAUGUGGGCAGCACCGCCUUCAGCAAUUGGUGGUUGAGUUACUGGAUCAAACAAGGAAGUGGGAACACCACAGUGACACAUGGGAACAAGACGUCUGUGAGCGGCAGCAUGAAGGACAACCCUCGCAUGCAGUACUAUGCCAGCAUCUAUGCCCUCUCCAUGGUCGUCAUGCUGAUCCUGAAAGCCAUUCGAGGAGUUGUCUUUGUCAAGGGCACACUGCGAGCCUCCUCCCGGCUACAUGACGAACUUUUCCGAAGGAUCCUUCGAAGCCCUAUGAAAUUUUUUGACACCACCCCCACGGGGAGGAUUCUCAACAGGUUUUCCAAAGACAUGGAUGAAGUCGAUGUACGCCUGCCGUUCCAGGCCGAGAUGUUCAUCCAGAAUGUCAUCCUUGUGUUCUUCUGUGUUGGAAUGAUCGCUGGGGUUUUCCCGUGGUUCCUGGUGGCGGUGGGGCCCCUCUUCAUCCUCUUCUCAGUUCUGCACAUUGUUUCCAGGGUCCUGAUUCGAGAGCUGAAACGUCUGGACAAUAUCACACAGUCCCCCUUCCUCUCCCACAUCACAUCCAGCAUACAGGGCCUUGCCACCAUCCAUGCCUACAACAAAGGGCAGGAAUUUCUGCACAGGUACCAGGAGCUCCUGGAUAACAACCAAGGUCCUUUUUUCCUGUUCACGUGUGCAAUGCGGUGGCUGGCUGUGCGGCUGGACCUGAUCAGCAUUGCCCUGAUCACCACCACUGGGCUGAUGAUCGUUCUUAUGCAUGGGCAGAUUCCCCCCGCCUACUCUGGUCUUGCCAUCUCCUAUGCCGUCCAGUUAACCGGGCUGUUCCAGUUCACUGUCAGACUGGCAUCUGAGACAGAAGCCCGCUUCACCUCAGUGGAGAGGAUCAACCACUACAUCAAGACUCUCUCUUUGGAAGCACCUGCCAGGAUUAAGAACAAGGCUCCCUCCCCUGACUGGCCCCAGGAAGGAGAGGUGAGCUUUGAGAAUGCAGAAAUGAGGUACCAAGAAAAUCUCCCUCUGGUUCUGAAGAAAGUAUCCUUCACGAUCAAACCCAAGGAGAAGAUUGGCAUCGUGGGGCGGACCGGAUCAGGGAAAUCCUCUCUGGGAAUGGCCCUCUUCCGUCUGGUGGAGUUAUCUGGAGGCUGCAUCAAGAUCGAUGGCGUGAGAAUCAGUGAUAUUGGCCUUGCUGACCUCCGAAGCAAGCUGUCCAUUAUUCCUCAAGAGCCAGUGCUGUUCAGUGGCACCGUCAGGUCAAAUUUGGAUCCCUUCAACCAGUACACUGAAGACCAGAUCUGGGAUGCCCUAGAAAGGACACACAUGAAAGAAUGUAUUGCUCAGCUACCUCUGAAACUUGAAUCUGAAGUGAUGGAGAAUGGCGAUAACUUCUCAGUGGGGGAACGGCAGCUCCUGUGCAUAGCCAGAGCCUUGCUCCGUCACUGUAAGAUUCUGAUUCUUGAUGAAGCCACAGCCGCCAUGGACACGGAGACAGACUUACUAAUCCAAGAGACCAUCCGAGAAGCGUUUGCUGACUGCACCAUGCUGACCAUUGCCCAUCGCCUACAUACAGUCCUCGGCUCUGAUAGGAUUAUGGUGCUGGCCCAGGGACAGGUGGUGGAGUUCGACACCCCAUCAGUCCUUCUGUCCAAUGACAGCUCCCGGUUCUAUGCCAUGUUUGCCGCUGUGGAGAACAAGGUUGCUGUCAAGGGCUAACUUCUCCCUGCCGCCGUCUCUUUUCCUUGGAGCAUUGCCAUUCCCUGCCUUGGGCGGGCCCCUCAUCGCGUCCUCCUGCCGAAACCUUGCCUUUCCCAGUUUUAUCUUUCGCACAGCAGUUCAGGAUUGGCUUGUGUGUUUCAAUUUUAGGGAGAGUCCUAUUUUGAUUAUUGUAUUUAUUCCAUAUUCAUGUAAACAAAAUUUAGUUUUUGUUCUUAAUUGCACUCUAAAGGGUUCAGGGAACCGUUAUUAUAAAUGUAUCAGAGGCCUAUAAUGAAGCUUUAUACGUGUAGCUAUAUCUAUAUAUAAUUCUGUACAUAGCCUAUAUUUACAGUGAAAAUGUAAGCUGUUUAUUUUAUAUUAAAAUAAGCACUGUCCUGAUAACAGUGCAAAUUCCUUUCUAUCAUUUUUGUACAGUUUGCUGUACUAGAGACCUGAUUUUGCUAUUAGAUUGUAGGAAGGGUAGCAUUCUGUUCUUCAGCUGGUGGUUUCACGGUGCCGGGUUCUCUGGGCGUCCAAAAGGAAGAGGUGUGGCGAUAGUGGGCCCUCCGGUGGUCCCCUUGCGCCUCCUCACAGCCACACCCGGUGGGGAGGGGCGGUGGACAGGGCUGCGGGAGGCCACGCAGAGCGCCGUGAAUUCUCAGGGCUCCUGCUUUCUGUCCUGUUGUCAUUCACUGUUUCAGUCAGGAGAGCAGUGGGGCAGAGCCCCAGCCCCCUUUUCACUCCCUCCGUCAGGAAUGAGAAUCACAGAACAUUCCUUGGACAGGGGGAGUCUCUUUCCUGCCUUCCUCUUUUUGCUGUUGUUUCUUAACCAGAAUCAAGUCUGUUCACAGAGUGUCCCACUGCCUCAGGUUCCCAAAUGCUGGCCACUGCACAGAGCUCUCCAGCUCCCACACCUGCUGGCUCCAAAGCCCCGGGCCGGCUGCUGCUUUCGUCAGUGGUACUUUGUCAUUUGCCUGGUCCCACGCCUCCACAGUUCAGUGACAGGGUUCAGGAGUUUGUGGGUCUGUUCUCUCUCACUGCAGUCGUCACACAGUCUGUCUCUCUCCAAAGUCUGCGACUUUAAGCAGCUCUUGCUAAUCAGUGUCUCACACUGGUGUAGAAGUUUUUUGUACUGUAAAGAGACCUACCUCAGGUUGCUGAUCGCUGUGUGGUUCCGCGUGUUCCCGCAAACCCCCUUCGUGCUGUGGGACCAGUAGCUCAGGUGGGUGUGGUCGCUGCUGUCAUCAACCGAUUGGUCAGCGUUGCAUGUCGUGACCAACUAGACAUUCUGUCGCCUUAGCAUGUUUGCUGAACACCUCGUGGAAGCAAAAAUCUGAAAAAGUGAAUAAAAUUAUUUUGGAUUUUGUAAAA